AUGGCCGGCACCAAGCAGACCGUCCGCAAGUUUAGCAGCAGCGGCAAGCCGCCGAGAAAGCAGCUUGCCAUCGAGGCCGCGCGCAAGUCGGCGCCCACCCCGAGCGACAUCAAGAAGCUGCGCCGCUACUGUCCCGGCACGGUGGCGCUCCGUGAGAUCCGCCGCUACCAGAGGUCGACGGAGCUGCUCAUCCACAAGCUGCCGUUCCAGCGCCUGGUGCGCGAGAUCGCGCAGGGCUACAAGGCCGACCUGCGCUUCCACGGCUCCGCCAUCUUGGCGCUGCAGGAGGCCUCGGAGGCCUACUUGGUGGGGCUGUUCAUCGACACCAACCUGUGCGCCAUCCACGCGAAGCGCGUCACGAUCAUGGCGAAGGACAUGCAGCUGACCCGCCGCAUCCGUGGCGAGCACCUCGGGUGA
Molecule: messenger RNA, 417 nt
Organism: Phytophthora sojae
Lineage: Eukaryota; Oomycota; Peronosporomycetes; Peronosporales; Peronosporaceae
Exons: 1
Coding region: 1-417 (138 amino acids)
Cellular component (GO): nucleosome
Molecular function (GO): DNA binding; structural constituent of chromatin; protein heterodimerization activity
Source: RefSeq, a predicted model, not a curated record